Molecule: messenger RNA, 1335 nt
Organism: Fusarium subglutinans
Lineage: Eukaryota; Fungi; Ascomycota; Sordariomycetes; Hypocreales; Nectriaceae
Product: sulfide:quinone oxidoreductase mitochondrial precursor
Exons: 1
Coding region: 1-1335 (444 amino acids)
Cellular component (GO): mitochondrion
Molecular function (GO): FAD binding; sulfide:quinone oxidoreductase activity
Source: RefSeq, a predicted model, not a curated record
AUGCUUUCGAGUCGCGUGUCACUGGCAGUUCGAUCUGCGGCCUUUGGCCAGUCUCGGCGAGGUCUCGCUACCGCUGCGGCUGUCACGUCUGCUAGCCGAAGUCACAAGGUCGUCGUUAUUGGAGGAGGCUCUGCUGGUCUCGCCAUCAGCCAUCAGUUGCUCCGGAGCGGCAAAUUCGCCAGUGAGGAUAUCGCUGUUGUUGACCCUGCUCAGUGGCACCAUUAUCAGCCUGGAUGGACACUCGUCGGUGCUGGACUCAAGACCAAGGAGGAGCUGAAGAUGUCCAUGCCUGAGCUCAUCGACCCCAAGCUCAAGUUCUACAAUGUCAGCGUUGAUGCCCUCACCCCUGAGGACAACAGCAUCACUCUUGGAACUGGCGACAAGGUCAACUAUGAGCACCUCGUUGUUGCGCCCGGUAUCAAGAUCAAUUACGACAGCAUCAAGGGCCUCCCUGAAGCUCUCGCCGAGCGCAACGGCCCUGUCUCUUCCAUUUACGGCUACGACUACUGCGACAAGGUCUUCCCCAACAUUCAGCGCCUCCAGAAGGGUAAUGCCAUCUUCACUCAGCCCGCCGGUGUCAUCAAGUGCGCCGGUGCUCCCCAAAAGUCCAUGUGGCUUGCCCUCGACCACUGGAAGCAGACUGGUCUCUAUGACCCCAAGAACCCCUCCGGCUCUCCUAUCAAGAUCACUUUCGCCACCGGCCUCCCCGUCAUGUUCGGUGUUCCCAAGUACAGCGCCGAGCUUGAGAAGCUGCGACAAGAGCGUGGUGUCGAGGGUCUUUUCCAGCAUGAUCUUGUUGCUAUUGAGGGCAACAACGCUGUCUUUGCCAAUGGCCAGGACAAGGUUACCAAGCCGUUUGACUUCCUGCACGUCGUUCCCAAGAUGGGACCUCAUGCUUUCGUCAAGAAGAGCGCUCUUGCCAACGAGGCUGGCUACGUUGACGUCAACGACAACACCCUCCGCCACAACAAGUUCGCCAACGUCUGGUCUGCAGGUGAUGCUUCGAGCCUUCCUACCUCCAAGACCGCCGCCGCCGUGACCUCUGAGGCGCCUGUUCUCGUCAGCAACCUCCUCCGCGCUAUCGAUGGCCAAGAGCCCGAGCCUGCCUAUGACGGCUACACCUCAUGCCCUCUCCUCACAGAAUACGGCAAGGUGAUGCUCGCCGAGUUUAAGUAUGGUGGCGUUCCCAAAGAGACUUUCGGAGAUAUUCUCGGCAUUGACCAAGCCGUUCCCCGCCGCUCGUUCUACCACUUGAAGAAGGACUUCUUCCCCUGGGUUUACAAGAACUACAUGGUCAAGGGAACAUGGGGAGGACCUAAGGGCUGGAUUAAAUAG